Molecule: messenger RNA, 1752 nt
Organism: Cajanus cajan (pigeon pea)
Lineage: Eukaryota; Viridiplantae; Streptophyta; Magnoliopsida; Fabales; Fabaceae
Product: pentatricopeptide repeat-containing protein At1g71460, chloroplastic
Biological process (GO): RNA modification
Molecular function (GO): RNA binding; protein binding
Source: RefSeq, a predicted model, not a curated record
AGUUCCCCCAAACCGCAACAAUAUUCUCGUCGCCUCCCGCGAACACGGUGACGCAUCCAUCUUUCAAAUCUCCUACCCAAAUGCAAAUCCCUCUCUCUCUUCACCCUCGCUCCUUCCUUCCAAACCCCGUCACGCGCCACAAUCGCUCACUCUCCGCGCCACAACCCCACGCGCCUCCCUCGCUUCCACCCUUACCGCCCCACCCCAAAACGCCGCGUUUCGAUUGCAGCCCUUCCCACCAUACGCGCCCAAACGGCUUCCACUUCAAGCGCGGGAAGCUCGAGCUCGCGCGCAAAGUGUUCGACGAAAUUCCCAAACGAGACGUUAACGCGUGGACUGCUAUUAUUACUGGUUUCGCCCGCAAUGGAAUGUCUUGGCAAGUUUUGGAGCAUGUGAGGUUGAUGUUAGUGGAAGGAAUAAGUCCAAAUUUGGUUGUGAUGGCAGUAAUUCUUGAUGUUAUUGGGGAGGUUGGUGCUCGAAAUUUAGGUAGAGAGGCUCAUGGUUUUGUGGUGAAGAGAAUUUGGUAUCACGAGGAAAUUUCGGUUCUAUCGGCGUUGAUUGAUAUGUAUUUGAAGUGUGGCGAUGUUGGCUCUGGAAGCCGAAUUUUGCAUAGUGUGAUGAAGAGGAAAGGUGAUUGUUGGAUUGGAUUGAUGUCGGGAAGACUUGAGGUGUCAAUGAGGAAUAUUGUUCGUUUGAAGAGAUUUAGGCCCGGUGGUGUUGCGGUUGCUUCUUUGCUUCCAAUUUGUGCACAAUUGAGGGCUUUGAGACAUGGGAAGGAGGUUCAUGCUUAUGCUUUGAGGCAUUGGUUGCUGCCUAAUGUGUCCAUAGUUUCGUCUUUGAUGGUGUUGUACUCCAAGUGUGGCGUGAUUGAGUAUUCCAUGAGACUUUUUGAUGGAAUGGCGCGGAGGAAUGUGGUUUCGUGGACAGCCAUGAUUGAUUCGUGUGUUGAAAAUGGGCGUUUGUGUGAAGCAAUUGGUGUGAUGAGGUCAAUGCUGUUGACGGAGCAUAGGCCGGAUACGGUUACCAUGGCUAGGAUGCUGCGUGUUUGUGGCAAGCUGAAAGUUUUAAGGCUUGGGAAGGAGGUUCAUGGACAGGUAUUGAAGAGGGGUUUUGUGGUAGUCCAUUAUGUUGCUGCAGAACUGAUUGAUAUGUAUGGGAUUUGUGGAGAUGUUGAUAAGGCAAAGUUGUUGUUUAGUGCGAUUCCUGUUAAAGGUUCGAUGACAUGGAGUGCUCUUAUAAGGGCUUAUGGGUAUAAAGAAUGGUAUCAAGAGGCUGUGGACCUUUUUGAUGACAUGAUUUCAAAUGGUUGCUCUCCAAACCGCUUCACUUUUGAAGCUGUUUUAUCAAUUUGUGAUAGAGCUGGAUUUGUUGAAGAUGCUUUUAGGAUCUUCGAUUUGAUGUCGAGAUUUAAAAUUGAAGCAUCCAAGGAACACUGCACUAUAAUGAUUCGACUUCUUACCCGCUAUGGUAAACUAGAUGAGGCUCAAAGAUUUGUGGAAAUGAGUUCUUCCUUAUAGCAGAGAGCCAGAGGCAAUAGGACUCUCUUUCUGCUAUGAAUGUUUUAUAGAUUGUUAACAUUCUUAACCAAUGUUUAUUGACGAGUUACCAGUAGCUGUUCAAGGUGACAUUGAGCAAACAUAUAACUUUCAGUUAAGGAUCCUUGAGUUGUAAGUAUAGUGUCUAACUGUAUCAAAGCUGUAAAGUUGCUUGAAUUGAACAUACAAUUUCUUAAAUGGUUUGGUUUGCCAGAAG